Molecule: messenger RNA, 2296 nt
Organism: Drosophila guanche
Lineage: Eukaryota; Metazoa; Arthropoda; Insecta; Diptera; Drosophilidae
Gene: Miro
Product: mitochondrial Rho GTPase
Exons: 4
Coding region: 221-2233 (670 amino acids)
Biological process (GO): mitochondrion organization; small GTPase-mediated signal transduction
Cellular component (GO): mitochondrial outer membrane
Molecular function (GO): calcium ion binding; GTPase activity; GTP binding
Source: RefSeq, a predicted model, not a curated record
CCCUGCUUUCGAUAACAUAUCGAUUGGUUAAAACAGCUGCGCUGCACUGCAUCUCCAAUUUUGCAUAACAAAUUCGAAGAAACUAAAGUAAUUUAUUGACCAGCAAGAAUCGGGAUAGCACAGGAUAAGUAGGAUUAGCAGCCGGCAACGUUUCGGGUUAAGACAGGCGUAGCACACACAUUGAGAGAAGUGCAGAAAGUCGAGUGUUUCGAUUAUAGGCAUGGGCCAGUACACAGUGUCAACGCGAAAGAAUGUACGAAUAUUGUUGGUCGGCGAUGCCGGGGUGGGAAAAACCUCCCUAAUAUUGUCGCUGGUGAGCGAAGAGUAUCCGGAGGAGGUGCCGCCGCGAGCCGAGGAGAUCACAAUACCGGCCAAUGUCACGCCGGAGCAGGUGCCCACCAGCAUUGUGGACUUUUCGAGCGUCGAGCAGACGGAGGAAACACUCGGCCUGGAGAUAAACAAAGCACACGUGGUGUGCAUUGUGUAUGCAGUGGAUGACGAUGAUUCACUCGAUCGCAUCACCUCGCACUGGCUGCCAUUUAUACGCUCCAAAUGCAAUGCGUCUGUGGAUGGCGAUGCCGAGACUGAGCCCGAGACGGAGGCUGCCGGCGAGUGUCUGCGCAAGCCAAUUGUUCUGGUGGGCAACAAGGUCGACUUGAUCGAUUACUCCACCAUGGACAGUGUGCUGGCCAUCAUGGAGGACUUUCCAGAGAUUGAGAGCUGUGUCGAGUGCUCGGCCAAGACGCUGCACAACAUUUCCGAAAUGUUUUACUACGCACAAAAGGCGGUGCUGCAUCCCACAUCGCCCCUAUACAUGAUGGAGGACCAAGAGCUGACGCCUGCCUGCAAGAAGUCGCUGGUGCGAAUUUUCAAGAUAUGCGAUAUCGAUGGCGACAAUCUGCUGAACGAUUACGAGCUGAACCUUUUCCAGCGUCGCUGCUUCAACACACCGCUGCAGCCGCAGAUACUCGACGAGGUGAAGGCCGUCAUACAGAAGAACGUGCCCGAUGGCAUCUACAACGAUGCCGUGACGCUCAAGGGCUUCCUGUUCCUCCACUGUCUGUUCAUACAGCGCGGCCGUAACGAGACCACCUGGGCGGUGCUGCGACGCUUCGGCUACAACGAUCAAUUGGAGAUGUGCCAGGAGUAUUUGCGUCCGCCACUAAAGAUUCCACCUGGCAGCAGCACAGAGCUGUCGCACCGGGGCCAGCAGUUUCUGAUUGCCGUCUUUGAGCGCUACGAUCGCGAUGGAGAUGGUGCUCUGUCGCCCGAGGAGCACAAGAUGCUGUUCAGCGUGUGUCCCGCCUCACCCUGGUCGUACUCCACGGACAUACGCAAGUCGUGUCCCAUCAAUGACAAUGGCUGGGUCACGUUGCAUGGCUGGCUGUGCCGCUGGACUCUGAUGACGCUCAUCGAUGUGGUCAAGACGAUGGAAUAUCUCGCCUAUCUGGGCUUCAAUGUCCACGAGAACGACAGCCAGCUGGCGGCCAUACAUGUGACCCGCGAGCGUCGCAUCGAUCUGGCCAAGCGGCAGAGCAGCCGCUCCGUCUACAAGUGCCACGUCAUCGGCCCCAAUGGCUCUGGAAAGACGGGCCUGUGUCGCGGCUUUCUCGUCGAUGAUAUGCAGAAGCUGAUUGGCAAGGAGUUCAAAACGAAUGUCGUGCACUGCAUCAACUCGGUGCAGGUGUAUGGCCAGGAGAAGCACUUGAUAUUGCGCGACAUCGAUGUGCGGCACGCGCUCGAUCCGCUGCAGCCGCAGGAGGUGAACUGUGAUGUGGCCUGCCUCGUCUACGACUCAUCCAAUCCCCGCUCCUUUGAGUAUGUGGCCCGCAUCUACAUCAAGUACUAUGCGGAGAGCAAGAUACCCGUGAUGAUUGUCGGCACCAAGUGCGACAUGGAUGAGCGACGACAGGACUAUCUAAUGCAGCCCGCCGAAUUUUGUGACAAAUACAAACUCCUGCCGCCGCAUCUGUUCAGCCUGAAGACCAACAAAAAGGAACUAUACACAAAGCUGGCCACCAUGGCCGCUUUUCCGCGAUUCCAAGCCGCCUGGAUACUGUUCUACAAGCACAGGUUGGUACAGCUUUGGGAAUCGGCCCACUUGCGGCAAUUUGGACACAUGACGGAGGAGCACAAGCUGUUGUGGAAGGCCGGUCUGGGUGUGGCAGCUGCCACAAUGAUCGGAUUCAUUGUGCUGAAGACCCUCAAUGUUGGCGGCUCACAUUCGCGCUAGAACACACACACACACACACACAUAAAGAAACAGCGCAAAAUACACACACACACAUAGACACAA